AUGUGCGUCACAAGCUCGGGUCGGCCACUCGGCCGGCCUCCAAUACACGCAAACCACCGGGCCCAAGCUGGCGAUGAUCCCCUCUACGAUAGCGUGGCCCGAAGGAACCGUGCUUCGUCCCUUCACGGUCUCCGAGUCGGUGUUCCCAUGGGUACCGGCUCCUUGUCGGCACAGCCCGACAGCCAAACAAGCGACAACGGGCCUGCCCAGUACUCUCCUGCCAGCAACAGGACGUCGAGUCGCUCCGAUGGCGCAUCAGCAUUCUGGCUGCACCCCCCGAAUUUCUCGUCUGCCUUGUCCACCACCGAAACCCACACCAUCCCCUCGCCAGGCACCCAAUCACAUGCAUUCAGCUACUCCCUCAGCGGCGUCACUGAUAUCGACAUGGGCGAUCUUAACUACAUGGCAGGACAUCUGAACAGGGGUCUUGACGAGCCAAUCGGCCACCUGGGUGACGACAAGGACAUGGACUCGGGCUCUGGCCAAAGCGGGAUUGACACGCCAAGCACUUCCCACGCCGGCGGGGAAGGGUCUGCCCCCACCAUCGACACACUCGGGAGCAUAUGCCGCCAGCUGGCCGGGCUGAAGGACCAGUCCUGGGAGUCCUGGAGUCCACACCUGAACCAGGGCCUAGACCUAUCCAUGGCCGAGAGCCAAGAUGGUGUCAACGGCUGGAACCGCGUCUUGAAUCUCACCAUGCGGUACGCGACCGUUCUCCAGAUUGUGGCGCCGGGCCCCUCCUGCUCAGGUACUUCGCCGCAUCCACCAGCACCAGCAGCACUUUCUUUGACUCUGAUGCUGUUGUCGACGCACAUUCAGCUCACUGAGCUCCUCGAGAUUGUGUUUGCUCGCCUGAGGGACUGUCUUCACGAAGCACCGGCGGCUGUAUCAUCUGCUUCCAGUUCAGGUUCGGCGGCAGAAACCCCUGCCUACAUGGCGCAGACGCGCAACAUUCAGAUUGUCAUGAUGGCCCAGGUCUUUGAGACGCAAAUGCAGACUGUCGAACGUCUCAUGGGUCUGCCUUCUCAGUAUAGGAUAUGGGGUCAUGAUCGAGACAACGAUGCUGCAGGUGGUGCGGUUGGCAUCUUGGGACGGGAAAACAUGUCGGAGCUGGUAAGAGCGGUCAUGAACCAGGCGCUGGAUACUAUUCAAUCUAUUAGACAGACAAGCGAUGCCAUUAAGCGUUGUGGGAGAUAG
Molecule: messenger RNA, 1197 nt
Organism: Canariomyces notabilis
Lineage: Eukaryota; Fungi; Ascomycota; Sordariomycetes; Sordariales; Chaetomiaceae
Exons: 1
Coding region: 1-1197 (398 amino acids)
Source: RefSeq, a predicted model, not a curated record